CAGAAUACUUUGCGAGGCCGUUGACAACACGUCAAAAAUGGCAGAUCCAGCACCUAGUAAAAGUGAUAUUGAAGAAAUUUUUAAAAGAUUGCGAGCUAUUCCAACGAAUAAGACAUGCUUCGAUUGCAACGCGAAAAAUCCAGCAUGGUCCAGUGUAACUUAUGGUGUCUUCUUAUGCAUCGACUGUUCUGCAGUUCAUAGAGGAUUAGGAGUUCAUUUGACAUUUGUUCGGUCAACUCAACUUGAUACAAAUUGGACUUGGUUACAGUUAAGAAACAUGCAGUUAGGAGGAAAUGCAAAUGCUAGAAAAUAUUUUACACAGCACAAUUGCACAACAACGGAUGCUCAGCAAAAAUACAAUUCACGUGCCGCUAUGCAAUAUAGGGAAAAAUUGGCACAGGCAUCUGCACAAGCAAUGCGGCACUAUGGAACAAAGGUUUUUCUUCCUUCAACAAAAAAUAAAACAAUGUUACAUUUAGAGGAAGGUCCAACAUCAACUUCUGAAGAACAAGGUGAAAUUGAUUUCUUUAAAGAACAUGAAAACUUUGAAGUACAUCAUAAUGAAUCUUCAGUAUCUCUUGAGACAAAUUCAAUUUCUCUAUUUAAUUCUAUACCGCACAAGAACAAUGAGGAUAAAAAUAAUCAAAAAGAUAUGCCAGAUAUGCCAUCUAAUUUUUUAGGACCUACCGUAAAAUUAUCCGAUUCUACAUCGAAUUUGAUACCUGAAAGAAAAUCUACCAUAGGUGGCCGAAAAGUUCAAGCUAAACGACCUGGUUUAGGAAAAAAAGCUGGAGGUUUGGGUGCUCAGAGAGUUAAAACAAAUUUUGAUGAAUUAGAGAAAAGUGUUGCUGAAGCUGGUAAAGAAUUACAGGAGAAGGAUCACCAAGAAAAUACGAAAGAGGAAGAAGAAGAAAUCGCUACCCGUCUUGCAUAUCGUUACGAACAGAAUUUAAGUGAACAAGCUAAGAAAGUUGAACAGAGAGCAAAACAUUUAGAUCCUUCUAAAGCAACACAGGCAGAACGUCUUGGUAUGGGAUUUAAUACACGAAGUGGCGCAAGUCAUUCUGCGGUUGGUGACAUGCGGACAAUAACCCAGGAAACAUCAUCGAAAACUAUAACUGCAUCUGAACCAAAGCCAAGAGAAAUCGAUAUUGAACGAGAUCUUUUUAUUAGUUUAGAUGAAUUUUAUGCGGCCUUAUCAACCCCGUAUACUAGCAACAAUAACAAUAAAUCUCGUAAUGAGGAAGUACUUGUUAUUGCAGAGCCAGAACCACCAAAACGAACAGCUCCGCCGAGCAAACCAAACAGUAAUAAAAAUGAUAAUAAAACAUUGGAGGGAGAAGCACAAAAGAAAUUUGGUAGUGCUAAGGCUAUUAGUUCAGAUCAGUAUUUUCAGGACAGCAAAGAUGAUGAUUCUUGGGAACGUAAAAGCAAUUUACGACGUUUCGAAGGUUCGUCUAGUAUUUCGUCAGCUGAUUAUUUUGGCACAGGAAGUUCUACGGCAACAUCUCCUACGUCUUCUUUGUCAAUGCGUCUUGGUGGCGGAAGAGCAGGAGUGGAUUUAGAUGAUGUUAGGGAAAGUGUUCGUCAAGGAGUAAACAAGGUCGCGGGUAGAUUAAGCUCCCUUGCUAAUGCGGCUGUUUCCUCUAUACAAGAUCGCUACGGACUCUGAAUGAAAACUUAUGCAUUUUAUUAAGAUUGUUACUAAACUUAUAUUUGGACACUUCUUGUCCAUUGUUCGAAACUGUAAAUAAAAACUUAUAAUUCA
Osmia bicornis bicornis is the source of this 1768-nucleotide messenger RNA. It is a transcript of the gene ArfGAP3, whose product is annotated as ADP-ribosylation factor GTPase-activating protein 3. Gene Ontology annotation, biological process: COPI coating of Golgi vesicle. The transcript has 8 exons. NCBI's taxonomy places the organism in Eukaryota, Metazoa, Arthropoda, Insecta, Hymenoptera, Megachilidae. The record is from RefSeq and is a predicted model, not a curated record. The coding region runs from base 38 to 1672 and encodes 544 amino acids. Gene Ontology annotation, molecular function: GTPase activator activity.